AUGCUCGCGCCUGGGUGGCUGCUGCGGCUGCUGCUGCUGCUGUCCAACGGGGGAGCCCUGCUCAGCACUGGUCUGGACAACACUUUCUUUGCCAGGCCAGGCCUCUGGAAGUCAGAGGACUCUCCACAGAUAGACCCGGAUAAGGGCUGGUGCUCCACAUGGGGUACUGGCCACUUUUCCACUUUCGACCACCAUGUAUAUGACUUCUUGGGAACAUGCAACUAUGUCUUCACGGCCACCUGCAAGGACGCCUCCCCCACCUUCAGUGUCCAGCUACGGCGAGGGCUGGAUGGGAACAUUUCCCGGAUCAUCAUGGAGCUGGGGGCCUCUGUCAUUACUGUGAGCAAGGCGACCAUCUCAGUCAAGGACAUCGGGGUCAUCAGCCUUCCCCACACCAGCAAUGGGCUCCAGAUCACGCCCUUCGGCCAGAGUGUGCGACUGGUGGCCAAGCAGCUGGAGCUGGAGCUGGAAGUUCUGUGGAGCCCAGAUGCCCACCUCACGGUCCUAGUGGAGAGGAAGUACAUGGGCCGCAUGUGUGGGCUGUGCGGGAACUUUGAUGGGAAGACAGCCAACGAGUUUCUGAGUGAGGAAGGCAAACUCCUGGAACCCCAUAAGUAUGCUGCCCUGCAGAAGCUGGAUGACCCCAAUGAGAUCUGUGCUUAUGAGGCCGUCCCCAGGCCCCCUGUCUGGCAGACUAAGCAUGCCCAGAUCUGCACCCAACUGCUGGCCCUGGUGUCCCCUGAGUGCAACGUGCCCAAGAGCCCAUUUGUGCUGAGCUGCCAGGCUGAUAUGGCCACAGCCACCCAGCCAGGACAGCAGGACAGCAAAUGUGCCACGCUGUCAGAGUACUCCCGCCAGUGCAGCAUGGCUGGUCAGCCUGUCCGCAGUUGGCGGCGCCCUGGACUCUGCGCCGUGGGCCCAUGCCCAGCCGGCCAGGUGUACCAGGAGUGUGGCUCGGCCUGCGUCCGGACCUGCUCCAACCCUCAGCACCACUGCUCCAGCUUCUGCACCUUUGGCUGCUUCUGCCCAGAAGGUACGGUCCUCAACGACCUGUCCACAAACCAUACCUGCGUGCCAGUCACCCAGUGCCCCUGCGUGCUCAAUGGAGCCAUCUAUGCCCCUGGGGACAUCACCACCACUGCCUGCCGCACCUGCCAGUGCACCUCAGCCCGCUGGACAUGCACAGAGCACCCGUGCCCUGGUCAUUGCUCCUUGGAAGGUGGCUCCUUUGUCACGACCUUUGACGCCAGACCCUACCGCUUCCACGGCAGCUGCACCUACAUCCUUCUCCAGAGUCCCCAGCUCCCCGAUGAGGGCACCCUCAUGGCUGUAUAUGACAAGUCCGGGUACUCACAUUCAGAGACCUCCCUGGCCGCAGUCAUCUACCUGUCCAAGCAGGUCAAAAUCGUGAUCUCCCAGGAUGGGGUGAUCACCAACAAUGAAGAUCCCAAGUGGCUGCCAUACCAGAUUCGCAACAUCACAGUCUUCAGGCAGACGUCCACCCACCUCCAGAUGGCCACUACCUUUGGGCUAGAGCUUGUGAUCCAACUACAGCCCAUCUUCCAGGUGUAUGUCACCGUUGGGUCCAAAUUCAGAGGCCACACCAGAGGGCUAUGCGGCAACUUCAACGGGGACACAACUGAUGACUUCAUGACCAGUGUGGGCAUCGCUGAGGGCACUGCCUCACUCUUUGUGGAUUCCUGGAGGGCAGGGAACUGCCCAGCUGCACUGGAGCGAGAGACUGACCCCUGCUCUAUGAGCCAGCUCAACAAGGUGUGCGCAGAGACCCACUGCUCGGUGCUGCUGAGGAAGGGUACAGUAUUUGAGAGGUGUCAUGCCACAGUGAACCCCGCACCAUUCUACAAGAGAUGCGUGUAUGAAGCCUGCAACUAUGAGGAGACCUUCCCCCACAUCUGCGCCACACUGGGCAGCUACGCACAUGCAUGCUCCUCGCAGGGCAUCCUGCUCUGGGGCUGGAGGAGCAGUGUGGACAACUGCACCAUCCCUUGCUCUGGCAACCGCACAUUCAGCUACGACAGCCGGGCUUGCGGCCGUACCUGCCUAUCGCUGUCGGACCGUGCUGUGGAAUGCCAGCCCAGUGCUGUGCCUGUGGACGGCUGCAACUGCCCCGAGGGCACCUACCUGAACCACAGGGGCGAGUGCGUGCGCAGGGCCCAGUGCCCCUGUGUGCUGGAGGGUGGCAGGCUCAUCCCAGCCGGGCAGUCUACGGUCAUCGACAGCGUGGCCUGCCAUUGCACAGGUGGGCGGCUGAGCUGCCCUGGGCGGCCACAAAUGUUCUUCGCUUCCUGCUCAGCUCUCAAGACAUUUCAGUCCUGCAGCCAGUCCUCGGAAAACAAAUUUGGAGCUGCAUGCGCCCCCACAUGCCAGCUGCUGGCCACAGGCACACCCUGUGUGCCCACCAAGUGUGAGCCUGGCUGCGUCUGUGCAGAGGGGCUCUAUGAGAAUGCCAGUGGGCAGUGUGUGCCCCCCGAGGAGUGCCCAUGUGAGUUUGCAGGCACCUCCUACCCAGGAGGGGCCAAGCUCCACACUGACUGCAGGACCUGUACCUGCUCAAGGGGAAAGUGGACAUGCCAGCAGAGCCUCCACUGCCCAUCCACCUGUGCCCUCUACGGGGAGGGCCACGUGGUCACUUUUGAUGGCCAGCGCUUUGUGUUUGACGGCAACUGCGAGUACAUCCUGGCCACGGACGGCUGUGGCACCAACGACUCUCAGCCCACCUUCAAAAUCCUGACAGAGAAUGUCAUCUGUGGGAGGUCGGGGGUCACAUGCUCCCGGGCUAUCAAGAUCUUUUCAGGGGGCCUGUCCAUUGUGUUGGCGGACAGCAACUACACAGUCACGGGGGAAGACCCCCGUGUGCAUCUGCGUGUGAAGCCCAGCUCCCUGAACCUCAUUCUGGACAUCAGCAUCCCAGGAAGGUACAGCCUGACUCUCAUCUGGAACAAGCACAUGACCAUCUUCAUCAAGAUUGACCGUGCCUCCCAGGACCCCCUCUGUGGCUUGUGUGGCAACUACAAUGGGAACAUGAAGGAUGACUUUGAGACGCGCAGCAAAUACGUGGCCGCCAACGAGCUGGAGUUUGUGAACUCAUGGAAGGAGAGCCCCCUGUGUGGGGAUGUGAGCUUCCUGGCAGAGCCCUGCAGCCUCAACGCCUUUCGCCGUUCCUGGGCGGAGCGCAAGUGCAGCAUCAUCAACAGUCAGACCUUUGCCGCCUGCCACAGCAAGGUGUACCACUUGCCCUACUAUGAGGCUUGUGUGCGUGAUGCAUGUGGGUGCGACACGGGCGGGGACUGUGAGUGUCUAUGCGACACCGUGGCUGCCUAUGCAAAAGCCUGCUUGGAUAAGGGCGUGUGCGUGGAUUGGAGGACUCCCGCUUUCUGUCCCAUCUACUGUGACUUCUACAACACCCACACGCAAGUAGGCGGCAGCGGGGAGCUCCAGCACACACAGGAGGCCAACUGCACGUGGCACUACCAGCCCUGCCUAUGCCCCGGCCAGCCAGAGAGCCUCCUGGACACCAACAUCGAAGGCUGCUACAAUUGCUCCCAAGACGAGUACUUCGACCACAAGCGUGGAUCAUGUGUGCCCUGCGUGCCGCCCACCACACCGUGGCCACCCACCACAGGUGACUGCACACGCUCUAGGCCGCCCACUGGAACAUCAUUCAAGACCACCAGCACCGCUACAACAUCACCGCACCCCCACACCACACACACCCCAUCCACGGGCUCUCUCCCCUCCACGACACACACCAGGGGGCCACCCACUGAGAUGUCAUUCAAGACCACCAGCAUCACCCCAUCAGCACCAAACCAUCACACCACACUUCCCGCUCACGUUCCAUCAAGCUCUACUUCCUUGGUCACUCAAACAGCUCACCAAGGCAGCACCACAACACACUCAGAGAUUCCCACCACCUCGAUGCCAAAGUCUACGCCCACCAGGCGCCCAACUACAACAGUGAAGGAAACAGGCUCAACCUCACCGUUCACUGUGACCAACCAACCCAUGAGUCCCUUCACCACAGCCAAAACCUCUUCCUCCCAGCACUCACAAACUGCCUCCACAUCCCACCACCAGCCCACUGCUUCCAAUGCUACCACCAUCACCCCCAGGCUGACCACUUCAGACACUGGGCCUACCAUGGUCAAGAGCACCACUUCCGCCAAUAACCGUCCACACACACCUCUCAUGACAAACUCUCCAUCCACGGGCUCUCUCCCCCACACUCCACACACUACAAGGCCCCCCUCAGGAACAUCCUUCAAGACCUCCAGUACCGCUCCAACACCAACACGCCCCCACACCAUACUUUCCACUUACAUUCCAUCAAGCUCUACUUCCUUGGUCACUCAAACAGCUCACCAAGGCAGCACCCCAACACACUCAGAGAUUCCCACUUCCAACUCCACACUAACAUCUACGUCCACCAGGCUCCCAAUUACAACACUGAAGGCCACAGGCUCCACCUCACCGUUCACCACGACCAGCCUAUCCUCGAGCCCCUUCAGCACAGCCAAAACCUCCUCCCAGCACUCACAAACUGCCUCCACAUCACACCACCAGCCCACCACUUCCACUGCCACCACCAUCACCCCAAAUUUUACCACCUCUGCCACUGGACCUACCAUGCUCCAAAGCACCACCGCAAACAGCCAUCCACACACGCGCCACACCACACAUGCUCCCACCACCAACUCACUCCCCUCCACUCCAUACACUACAGGGCCACCCUUUGGAACAUCCUUCAAGACCACUAGCACUGCUCCAAAACCAUCACACCCCCACACCACACUUCCCACUCACAUUCCAUCAAGCUUUACUUCCUUGGUCACUCAAACAGCUCACCAAGCCAGCACCCAAACACACUCAGAGAUUCCCACUUCCAACUCCACACUAACAUCUACACCCACCAGGCUCCCAGCUACAACACUUAAGGCCACAGGCUCAACCUCACCAUUCACUGGGACCAGCCAACCCCAGAGCCCGUUCACCACAGCCAAAACCUCUUCCUCCCAGCACUCACAAACUGCCUCCACAUCCCAUCACCAAUCCACAGCUACCUACGCCACCACCAUUACCGCCGAACUCACCACCAUAACCCCUAAGCUAACCACUUCUGACAAUGGACCUACCAUGCUCCAGAGCACCACUCCCACCAAUAGCCUUCCACAUACUCCUCACACCACACACUCACCAUCCACAGGCUCUCUCCCCUCCAUACCACACACAACGGGGCCACCCUUUGGAACAUCCUUUAAGACAACCAGCAGCACUGUUCUAACACCACCACAUCCCCACACCACACUUUCCACUCACGUUCCAUCAAGCUCUACUUCCUUGGUCACUCAAACAGCUCACCUAGGCAGCACCACAACACACUCAGAGAUUCCCACUUCCAACUCCACACUAACAUCUAUACCAACGAGGCUCCCAAUUACAACACUGAAGGCCACAGGCUCUACCGCACCAUUGACUGGGACCAGCCAACCCCAGAGCCCGUUUACCACAGCCAAAAUCUCUUCCUCCCAGCACUCACAAACUGCCUCCACAUCCCACCACCAAACCACAGCUACCCAUGCCACCACCAUCACCCCCAAACUCACCACCAUCACCCCUAAGCUAACCACUUCUGACAAUGGACCUACCAUGUUCCAGAGCACGACCCUGACCAAUAGCCUUCCACACACUCCCCACACCACACACUCACCAUCCACAGGCGCUCUCCCCUCCACACCACACACUACGGGGCCACCCUCUGGAACGUCCUUCAAGACCACCAGCACCGCUCCAACACCACCACAUCCCCACACCACACUUCCCACUCACGUUCCAUCAAGCUCUACUUCCUUGGUCACUCAAACAGCUCACCAAGCCAGCACCCAAGCUUCCACCUGGACGUCGUCCAUUCAUUCUUUCACCUCCCUCACUGCCUCAUCUACUCCCGUGCAUUCCUUCACUCUGAGUUCAGGCUCACCCACCCCCUUUUCUACUCUACCUCUGACUACAGUUAUGUCUACGUCUGCUUUCCCUUCUUUCACUCUGCCCCAUAGCACCCUUUCUUUCACCCCCUCUGCUCAAUCCUCCACACCCCCUCUCCCUCUGUUUCCCACUGAGUCCCACCUUCCAGCCCAUAGCACCUCAGUGUCUUCCUCCACACUCAGGACCACUGCCCAUACCCCUACUCCUGCAAUCUCUUCUCAAGCCACCACCCGGCAUUUUACUGCUUUUACCACCCAAGUCCCCCACCCAAGCUCCCUGUCUUCCACCUCAGGGUUGACGGCAACCCCAAGUUCUCCAGCCACAUCCUUUACAACUAGGCACCCUGAUAACACCCUGCUACCUACCUCCAUCUUCCCAAGCAGCUCCUUCAGUCCACAUGGAAGCACAGCUGCCUCUGCUGCCUCCUCGUCUUCUCUGGUCACCACUCCUCCAUACAGCACACCUGGAGCCUGCAGUGUACGGGAAUGGCAGGAGGAGAUCACAUUCAAGGGAUGCACAGCCAACGUGACCAUGACCCGCUGUGAGGGUGCCUGUGCUUCCUCCACCAGCUUCAACAUUGACACCCAGCAAGUGGACACCCAUUGCGGCUGCUGCCAUCCCCUCAGCUUCUACGAGCAGCAGCUGGAGCUACCCUGCUCAGACUCCAGUGUGCCUGGUCAGCGGCUCAUGCUUACCCUCCAGGUGUUCAACAGCUGUGCAUGCAGCCCCCGGGGCUGCAGGGCCUAGAUGUGAUGCUGCCUGCUCUCUUGGGCUGCAGA
Otolemur garnettii (small-eared galago) is the source of this 6779-nucleotide messenger RNA. RefSeq names its product mucin-6. The transcript has 32 exons. Gene Ontology annotation, cellular component: extracellular matrix. The record is from RefSeq and is a predicted model, not a curated record. Bases 1 to 6747 code for a protein of 2248 amino acids. Gene Ontology annotation, molecular function: protein binding. NCBI's taxonomy places the organism in Eukaryota, Metazoa, Chordata, Mammalia, Primates, Galagidae.